AUGUCUUCCUGGACUCACCUGGUUCGUUUCAUUGCCCUCGAGGACAACGAGGUCCAUCUUGGUCAAUUGGUGGAUACGGCUCGUGACGUUGGUCGAGACAGUGUCGAUGGCGUGGAGAUUGUUGUUUAUGUGAUUGUGGGCACCGUAUUUGAUGGCUGUGUGACGAAUCAACUCAUGCACGUUAAGCAACUGCUCUCCCCGAUCUCGAAAGAGGAUUGUAACUACAUCCGCUGUUUGGGGUUAAACUAUACGGAUCAUGCAAAGGAGGCCAACUUAGCUAUCCCGAAGGCUCCCAUACUUUUUACCAAACCACGAAAUGCUCUAUCUGGCCCUUACCCAGCGAUGAUCGAUAUUCCAAAGUGUGCACAGGAUGGCACGAGCGACUACGAAGCUGAGCUGUGUCUUGUCAUCGGCAAAAGUGGUCGUGACAUUCCCGAAGAAGAAGCACUGGACUAUGUGCUAGGAUAUACGGCUUCAAACGAUGUAUCCGCGCGAACUAUGCAAUUGAUUACCCCACAAUGGUGCUUCUCCAAGGGCCUUGAUGGAAGUUGUCCGAUCGGCCCUGUCCUCGUCUCCUCCUCUGUGAUUCAAGACCCCCAGACGCUGUCGAUAAAGGCUAUUCAUAACGGUACAACCGUGCAGGACGGUCAUACAAAAGACAUGAUCUUCUCCAUCAAGAAGCAGAUCUCCUACCUUUCUCAAGGCACGACGCUGGAGCCAGGAACAAUUUUCUUGACGGGGACGCCAGCCGGGAUUGGCUAUUUUCACGAACCCAGAGUGGUUCUGAAUGAUGGUGAUGAGAUAUCCGUUGAGAUUGGUCAAAUUGGAACCCUGGUCAAUAAAGUUCGGUACGAAAGUCGCUGA
Messenger RNA from Penicillium robsamsonii, 864 nucleotides. RefSeq names its product fumarylacetoacetate hydrolase family protein. Gene Ontology annotation, molecular function: catalytic activity. The transcript has a single exon. The record is from RefSeq and is a predicted model, not a curated record. The coding region runs from base 1 to 864 and encodes 287 amino acids. NCBI's taxonomy places the organism in Eukaryota, Fungi, Ascomycota, Eurotiomycetes, Eurotiales, Aspergillaceae.